CGUUGCAUUUUUUCAUAACAUUGGCCAUUAUGUCAUACUUGAUUAUUGCUAUUUAUCAUCAUGGUUUGCAAUCUGUGCAUGUUUACACCAUUUACAACCUCUAGGCAUAUUUAUGUACUGAUAAUUAUAAUCGCAGGAAUCCGCGUCGUCAGCCUCGUCUGAUGUCCCUCAUGCGAUUGGGGUCAAAUCGAAGCAAUAUAAACCUCCGCGGAAAAGGCAAUCGAAAGGGGCGAAGGGUGCAAAAAUUCUCGACCCUGAGGAGCAGUCGAGGCUGCAGGAGCUGCGGUCAAGACGUGCAGCUGAAAUGAAGGUAAAACUGCAAUCGCUUGAGUAUGACCAGAAGGACAAGCUGUUGAAUUCUAUACUCACAAGAUUGCCAGGUCUCAUGUUCGAUGUCAUGGCCAUGCUUGAGAUACCACAUAGCCCUGACCCUGUCGGAGAUGUCCUGCAUUGGUGCACUUGCACCAAUUGUAGAGAAAUGACCACAGACCUGGAAAGGCUUUGUUGUAAGCAGACACCAGCUAAUUGCAUAAGCAACUCGGCACAUAUGGAGUUCUAUGUGUUGGAUGAGGGUGUGUUACGGCUGACCCGUGCGGCCUGGAAUGACAUUUUUGCGGUUGAUGACAGCCAGGAGCCGGGUGUUGAACAGCGUCAGUACAGACAUGCUGCCUACAGACAGUAUGUGCUGUGGCAGCAUGGCCGCCUGGGUGUGGGCAACAGAGUUGUCAUACCCAGCUGUUGUGUAUGGAAGGUCCGAAUCAAGUUCCCUGACCCAAGAGGCCAAUACACUGGAUUCCGGGUGCGCCGCCUUGAAUAG
Messenger RNA from Paramisgurnus dabryanus, 817 nucleotides. The record is from RefSeq and is a predicted model, not a curated record. NCBI's taxonomy places the organism in Eukaryota, Metazoa, Chordata, Actinopteri, Cypriniformes, Cobitidae.